Molecule: messenger RNA, 1990 nt
Organism: Zootermopsis nevadensis
Lineage: Eukaryota; Metazoa; Arthropoda; Insecta; Blattodea; Termopsidae
Gene: bsk
Product: mitogen-activated protein kinase dJNK
Biological process (GO): protein phosphorylation
Molecular function (GO): MAP kinase activity; ATP binding
Source: RefSeq, a predicted model, not a curated record
AUCAGCGAGCAGUCGCUUCGACCGACGGACAGACGCUGCCGUCACUCGCCUAGUUGGCUGCCGUGCACAAGUAGUGUGUUGAGGGUGUGAGUGCAUGUUUGUUUUCAUUUACAUGGAAUUCGUGAAGGGCGUGGUGGUGGUGGUGGCUAGAAAACUUUUUCAAAGAUUAGACGUGGCCUAAGAAUGACAGAUAAUAGUUACAUAGAUUGGACAUAAGUAGACGUUACGGAUUUCCAUUAGGAAAAAUAUCUAUUUCGUUGUGAAGUUGCAGUAAAGAAAUUCAUUUUAAAUUCCGAGCAUGAAGCAGCGUAGUGACUCUUAUGUAUUUCAACUUUUUAGAGUAGUUGGAAGCUUGUUACGAGAAAAUCUGUGAAUGUAAUAUAUUCAAAAAGCAACAUAUUGCUUCCUUCGUGGUGAUAGCCUUAUGCCGCGUGUGAAUAUCAAGGCGCUGUGGUUCUACAUAACACAGCUUCGAAAAACUGCAACAAUUAUUCAAGAUUUCAUGGUCCACACUUGCUUCAUUUAAGGAUCUCAAGGUUUGAGUGGCUGCGAUUCCCAGAGAACGUUUUGAUGGUGCGCUCGUGUCCGCCGGUUGCCGACGUUGCUGUUAUCUAAGCUAUGGGCCGCUUAUGACCAGAGGACCGAAUCCACUGUUGCUUGCACAGAGCCAAGCCUGCCACCGCUAUUGCCGCUACAGCACUGCUGUCCCACGCAUGCCGUUCCUCGGUCCCAAGAUGUCCUCCAGGCUCUCCUCCAUGUUCUACACUGUGGAGGUCGGCGAUACUAAAUUCACGAUACUCAAGCGUUAUCAGAACCUCAAGCCCAUUGGCUCAGGAGCUCAGGGAAUUGUUUGUGCUGCAUAUGACACAGUUACACAGCAGAACGUGGCUAUCAAGAAAUUGAGCCGUCCAUUCCAGAAUGUUACUCAUGCUAAACGUGCUUAUCGGGAGUUCAAAUUAAUGAAGCUUGUUAAUCACAAGAAUAUUAUUGGCCUGCUGAAUGCUUUCACACCACAGAAAUCUCUGGAAGAAUUUCAAGAUGUAUAUCUUGUAAUGGAGUUGAUGGAUGCAAAUCUUUGCCAGGUGAUACAAAUGGACUUAGACCAUGAAAGGAUGUCAUACCUUUUGUACCAAAUGCUGUGUGGUAUCAAACAUCUCCACUCAGCAGGCAUCAUACACAGGGACCUGAAACCUAGCAACAUAGUGGUCAAAUCAGACUGCACCCUGAAAAUCUUGGAUUUUGGCUUGGCCAGGACAGCUGGCACCACAUUUAUGAUGACACCUUAUGUUGUCACACGCUACUACAGAGCACCAGAGGUAAUAUUGGGUAUGGGUUAUAAGGAAAAUGUUGAUAUCUGGUCUGUCGGAUGCAUAAUGGGUGAAAUGAUACGUGGUGGAGUCUUAUUCCCAGGCACAGAUCACAUCGAUCAAUGGAAUAAAAUCAUAGAGCAACUUGGGACACCAUCACAAGAUUUUAUGAAACGAUUACAGCUAACGGUGAGGAAUUAUGUGGAGAACCGACCACGAUAUCCUGGUUAUGCAUUUGACCGGCUCUUCCCGGAUGUACUCUUCCCGUCCGAUUCUUCUGAACAUAAUAAAUUGAAAGCAAGCCAGGCUAGAGACUUGUUGUCAAGGAUGUUGGUGAUUGACCCAGAGAAACGGAUAUCAGUAGAUGAAGCUUUGGUGCAUCCGUACAUCAACGUAUGGUAUGAUGAGGGAGAAGUCAAUGCUCCUGCACCUGGUCCAUAUGACCAUUCAGUGGAUGAACGAGAACACACAGUGGAACAGUGGAAGGAACUCAUUUACCAAGAAGUGAUGGAAUAUGAGAUAACGCAUGGGCACAAUGCCCUGAGUUCAGCUCACUGUACAGCUCGUGCUCCAAAUAGUGAGGAAUCUGAGGAUAUGGUAGAUGGACAGCGUGUGGCGAGACGGUAGAGCCUGGAGAAGAAGCCUGAGUCCGACAUACUACCCUCACCACCACCAGACUCAGG